Molecule: messenger RNA, 3706 nt
Organism: Acipenser ruthenus (sterlet)
Lineage: Eukaryota; Metazoa; Chordata; Actinopteri; Acipenseriformes; Acipenseridae
Exons: 9
Coding region: 322-1104 (260 amino acids)
Biological process (GO): positive regulation of Golgi to plasma membrane protein transport
Cellular component (GO): plasma membrane; trans-Golgi network; transport vesicle
Molecular function (GO): connexin binding
Source: RefSeq, a predicted model, not a curated record
GACACAUCCAUUGAAGCACAGUUCUUUGUGGAAAUAAAACUCAAGGGAUACAUUUGUUUCAGCAUACACUUCCAGUAGGACCAAAGUGAAAAAUGAGAUGAGAAGGCCAGCUGCAGGAGCAGGCUUCAUGAGCAGAGCAGGGAUGCUGAGUGAUGACAGGGAGGCUCUCUAUGUGCAAGGGAAGCAGUUCCAGCAGCAGGGGGAGCCGGAGGCUGCUCUCAAAUGCUUCCUGACUUGUCUGCAAGGCCUGACACAUGUGCACAGCUUUCAGUCUCUGCCUGACUGUCUUCACCAGUAUGCCUGACAGCUCCUCCUGAAGUAAUGCAGCAGGGCACAGGAGGAUGGCUCUCCGAAGAGGAUGUGUCAGAGCAGGCCUGUCAAGCCGGGGACUAUGAGAAGCUAGCUCAAGUUUGCAUCAUGAGUAAAAGACCUCAUCUUGCUUUAGAAUACAGUGGAAAGGCAACUAAAAUUCGACAGAAGGCUUUUGGCAAUGACCAUCCCAUUACUGCAAGGAGUCUGGAGCUCCUGGCCUCUGUCUAUGCAGAAAUAGGAAAGACAGAAUAUUCGGAUACAAUAGGACAGUACACCUCUGCGCUGUCGAAGACUUUCUCACCUGCCGACUCAUUCAGUGAAGUUUUAAAUGGGGUGCCUUUAGCAAAGACAGAGGUCUGCCCAGACGGGAGGAGACUGCAUAAGAAGGAUCUGCUGCUUUCCCCAACAAACAGUAAAGAGAAGCAGGUCACAACAUGUAAGUGUCUUACCUCUAUACUGCGGAAGAGGUCAAGCUUCAGCUGCUCUGAGAACAAGUUCACGCACAGAAAGAAGUCAGACCGAAGAGUCCGGUUCAGGGAGCCUGAGGUCAUUGUACAUGACAUUCCUUACUAUGAUUGUUUACUAGCUUAUGACCAAUCGACCAAUAGAACGCACUUUGCCCUGCUGGCUUGCAUCUUCGUUUUACUGUCUGUGCUGGGAGUCUUACUGUACUGCACUGACAAGAGGAGACAUUUGAAAGUGUGCGAAGAAUUGGAGUCAAUGUUAAUUGUCUCUUUUCUUCAGAUGAAGCAAAUCCUCUGGAGUUGUUGGAUGUGGCUCACAAGGCAAUGACAGCAAGAGCGUGAAAAAAUGAAAUGUGAGACUUUCCACGCUGCUUGUCUCUGGCUUUUCAAAUAAAGCCAGGCUUCAGGAAGGAAACAACUUAAUUUAUGUUUCAGGACAUUUUGAAAUUCUUCUGCUGUUUCAGAAAUCUGGUCAAAAAAAAAGCAUUUCUUAAUUUUCACUAGUAUAAUACACAGUGUAAAUGGUACUAGAAUCAUAAUGUGGUAACCAUGGCAAUGUAAAUAUUUUUGGUGAUUUAUUAUGUUUGUUUUUCCAGUGAGAAAGGCAUCCAAACUUGUUUUCUAGCAUUCAGUUAUUGAUUGUCUUUAUCAGCUGAGCAGAAGGACCUCAUGGUCAGUGGGUGCAGACUGCAGUAGAGAAGGCUUUAGGUAGAAGGCUCAUCUUCAGUAUUUGCUCACCAACCAAUUUGAAGAAGGUGUGAACCUGGUGUGAGAUCAUAGAGUGAGCACCUGAUUGCUGAUUCUAUUCAAAUCCAUAAAUCUUACCUGUUAUAGACUUCCAUGCACUAAAUAUCUGUUAUCAGUCAGUCUCAAGAGGUGUGGUUUUUAAAGAAACAGUUUUGUUUUAUUUUAAGACAUCUAGUGCUACACUAGGUUAAUGAAAUCUCUGUGUUACUUGUGUCGUUGUGCAUACCUCCUUGGUCAUUUGAUCUGGAGAGUGAAAUUGUCUCUACUACUUCAAUGCCUUCUUUCCAGUCAUUAACCAACCAGUUUCUUCUGCUUUGCAGCCAGUAACAUGCUUUGACACUGAGUUAAGGUGAUAUAACAUAGGAGGUGAAGCCGAAACAAGUUUUGCAUCACCUAGAAUUUUAGGAUUGAGACAUAACUUAAGUUAUUGAACUGUCACAAAGACGGCUGUAGUGGGUGACGACAGACCAGAAACAGGAAAUAAACAACAGAGACUUGGGGUUUUGGUGAAGCUGAGCCUGUGAUCGCGCUCAGCAUUUAAUAAUUAACAGACAGAACAGAAAAUAAAAAGGUUGUAACACAAAACAGGACACGGCACUUACGCCAAAAUAAAGAGACAAACAAAACGGACUAUACAGACAAACACGGUGAGUUUAAACAACUAUACUUUCCUUCUCUCCACACCCGUUCUCCACUCACCGAACACACCCAACCCCGAGUGAGUGAAAACAUGCUGCUUUUAUGCAGUUGUACCGAGACUCGAUUGCUAGUCAAUCAUUCAAUUGGAAUCUCGAUACAACUGUACGUGAAUUAAUUGUGUACUCCCGUGACCACACAUUACAUUUUAACCAGCACGUGAAGUGAUUUGCGCCAUCCUCGUGCCUAAAUACAAAUCUACAAUUUAAAUAGUCGUGCUGCACACACCCAUUUAUAUCCCAUGUACCGAUGACUAUACACCAACAUUAACACACCACAUGUAACAUAUAAACAAAUUACGCACAAGGGCGUGGCCACAUUGCUACAGAACAUAAUAAUCUGUUAUUUAAAAUCAUGUACUCAAAGAAACUACAAAACUGUAUCGCAAAAGUCUACCGGAAGCCAUAAUAGUAGUACAGUAUUUCAUGUUACAUUUUGAAAUGUCACUGUGGCGGGGUGCCUCUACCCUGUGAGUUAUUUUAUGUUUUAUGUGGUGUUUUAUUGUUGGUGUGUAUGUAUUGGUGCAUGGGAUAUAAUGGGGCUGUGUAGUACGAGUGAUUUCAAAUAUAUAGCUGUAUUUAGGCACAGGGAUUGCGCAAUCACUUCACCUGCAGAUAAAGUAUGUAAUAGUAUGUGAGCACGGGGAGUGCAAAUUAGUUCACGUGCUUAGUAAUUGAAUCCCAGCACAGCUGUAUAUAUAGAGCCAGUUUUCACACACAUGGGGUUGGGUGUUCGUGAGUGGAGAACGAGAGUGAGACAGAGGAGGUAAAAUCUAAAAUAGAAAUAAACAAUUGCGUGCUUGAAGACCAGCACGAUACUUGUUUGUUUAGUGUUCGUCCACCUUUUGUUUGUCUAUUUGUUUUGGCCCUUGUGCCCUUUUGUUUUGUGUUUUGUUAAAAGUCUGUUUAUUUGUUUCACUGUCCGUUUAUUCUUUAAUAAAUUCUGAGCGCAGCCAUUGCGACUCGGCUUCACCUCAUAUUCACUCUGCAUGUUUCUGUUCCGGGUCUGACGUCACCACUACAGCCAUCCUUGUGGCAGUCACAUUUUUUCAUUGUUUUUCAUUAAGAAUAUGGAAAACUACAAAGCAAUAUGUAAUUCAAUAUGUUAACGUAACGUUAUUCAGCAGGUUUCCAUUGAUUUUAUGAAGCAAAAUUAGUUCAUUCUAUAGGGUGAUGCAAAACUUUUGACCAUAGCUGUAGUACCUGUUAUAAAAAAAAAUGUAUUUACUAUAACAUGUGUUUCUUUCAAAACUGCACCUAUAGUGACUGGUAAGAUUUGUGGAAUUAUGUUUGUAAGACACUACCACCAAAUUGUAUAAGCUUGAGAGGCUUUUACACUAUUAAACAACCAAAUGUAAUUGUUUUAUUUGUCUUUGUAUACUAUAAACAAAUAAUGGAUUUGCAUCUGCAUAAAAUUAUGAUUUAGAAUGAAAAAUGUCAGAAAAUAAGAUCUAGUCUGCUUCUGAGUUUCAGAUUCUGUUGAAAUGC